ACGCGCCGGCUGCAGGCUGCAUCCUCCCUCUCCAAGCAGCGCUCUUUCUGCACGGAGCUGCAUCUGCACUGACUGAACGCGACUGCAGUAGCUACACGGCAUGCAACGCGUGCACCAUCAUCAUCAUCACGGUGAUCGGCUGAUCGAUCCUCGUAUCGGAAAAUAAUCCAUAGCCGCAUGGUGACGUCACGCCGUUGAUCGGUAAUAGUGGCUGGGCGGGUAGGUGGGUAGGAGGCUGGGUGCCGCGCGGACGCCAGAGGUAGAUGGGUGCAUUAAAACCUCACACCGGAUAAGAGGAAGAACAAAUACAGAUAUUUAUUUUGCACGAGGAGUGUGUGCACACGCACGGGACUAGUUUGUUUUUGUUUAUUUGCGCGUCGGGCGCGUGGGGAAUGUAGUAGCUGUCACGGCCGCCUGCAGGAGGAGGAUGGAUGCGUAACAGGACGGAUCGAGCCAGCUGUGGCCUGCUUCUAACAGCAACAUCUGGCCGUCCUUCUGCAGGGUCAGAGAGGGCGCCUCAGCAGCCAGCCGGCUCUGGACUAUCGCGGGGAGGUGGAGGGGAUGGAGGUGGAGGGGGACGCAGAGGGGGAAGGGCCCAUGGGAGUCAGAGAGGGGCCGAGCGGUCAUGGACUCCUGCCGAACGCCAGCAGUAGCAUCACCACCACCACCACCACCACCAACAACCUCCUGGCUUCUGUCAAAGAGCAGGAGCUCCAGUUUGAGCGACUGACUCGGGAGCUGGAGGAGGAACGGCAGAUCGUGGCGAGCCAGCUGGAAAGGUGCAUGCUGGGAGCUGAUUCGCCAGCAGGAGACAGCAGCAGCUCAUCCGAGAAGUCGUUUGCAUGGAGAUCUGCAGAUGCUUUGGCAGGCGGAGAGUCUCACGGCGGAGUCAUGGAGGUGUCUGGGUGCCCUGGCCGUCACCUGGAGGCGGAGGAGGGACUCUACCUGCCUGAACCGGACCGUGCCUCCCUGCAUGACAGUGAGGGUUCAGGAGGUCACUCGGCCCAGAUGACCUCGUAUUCAGACAGCGGCUACCAGGACAGCAGUGUUAGUUAUUACAGCAACCAGAACGUGGUGCGUUCGGAGCCCAGAGCUUCAUUAUCAAGAAGCCCGAGAGCUGAGGGUCAAGCCUCUGGGCAGGUGUCUGGCCGGAUGUUACGCAGGAUGGCCUCCCUCCCCUCCAGGAGCCAGUCACCUGGUUGCGGCACUGCUGGCACUGUCUCACCCUCCCGUAUCUCCCUGCGAACAUCCCAAGGCAGCACCUACGACUCGCCCAUCCUCUCGGAGCCAAAACCUCUGGCUGCCGUGUUCCCCGGCACCAGCAUGCCGCCCUCCUGCCCUUCCCCAACCUCCCCAACCGACGGCACGCAGGCCCUGGGUGGUGGUGGUGGUGGAGGAGGAGGAGGAGGAGGAGGAGGAGGUGUGAUAGGAGGUGGCGGUGGUGGUCGUCUGGGUUCUACCCUCUCACUGGUGGAGGGGAGGGGUUUGACGGGGUCACCGCUGCGUUCUGGGAUGACGGCGGUGCCGCAGCAUUACGGCUCCACGCUGCCCAGGCAGAGCCAGCCGCUGGCCUACGGAGCUGAUCCGUACGGCCUGUACCAGAGGAGUGCACUGCCCCGCCCCGACAGCCUCAUAGGGCUUCACAGCUCAUACGCUGGUCACGCAGGGCAGAUAGAUCCAGAGCUGAGGGCGGCGUUGUCUCCAGACUGCCACAUGACGCCUGUUUUCGAUGAGCGCUCCUUCCACAGCCCCCUGUACCACAGCCCGACCCACGACCCCCAGAGCUCCCUCUACAGGACUAACACAGGUAUGGGGACCCUUCCUCGAGCCACAAGCCACUGCAGCACCCUGCCGUACCAAAGAAGCAGCUACGGGCUGAGCACUGCAGCUCUGUACGUCGACGCUUACAGGGUCUCCGGCGAGCCCGUCUUCUCUCACCGGCACUCUGGACUGGUGGACCGGGUUGCUACGCGCACCCCAUCCAUUGAGAGCAUCCAUAAGGACCCAAGGGAGUUUGCUUGGCGUGACCCCGAGCUGCCGGAGGUCAUCCACAUGCUGCAGCAUCACUUCCCCUCCGUCCAAGCCAACGCCGCUGCCUACCUGCAGCACCUGUGUUACGGAGACAACCGGGUCAAGGUGGAGGUGUGUCACCUGGGAGGGAUCCAGCACCUGGUGGACCAGCUGGAUCACAAGGUGGCCGAGGUUCAGAAGAGCGCCUGUGGGGCUCUGAGGAACCUGGUGUACGGGAAGGCCACCGACAACAACAAGGUGGCACUGAGGAACUGCGGCGGCGUGCCAGCUCUGCUGCGCCUCCUCAGGAAAACAACCGACAACGAAGUCCGCGAGCUAGUCACUGGCGUCCUGUGGAACCUCUCCUCCUGUGACGCAGUGAAGAUGACCAUCAUCCGCGACGCCCUGACCACGUUGACCAACACGGUCGUCAUCCCCCACUCGGGCUGGAGCAGUGUCUCGCAUCGUGACGAACACAAAGUCAAAUUCCAGUCGUCCCUGCUGCUGCGCAACACCACCGGCUGUCUGAGGAACCUGAGCUCAGCAGGGGAGGAGGCGAGGAGUCAGCUGAGAUGCUGCGAAGGUCUGGUGGACUCGCUGCUUCACGUCCUCAAAGCCUGCGUCAACACCUCCGACUACGACAGCAAGAUCGUGGAGAACAGCGUCUGCACCCUGAGGAACCUCUCGUACCGGCUUGAGGUGGAGAUGCCCUCCUCUCGUCUCCUUGGCAACCAGGAGCUGGAUACCCUACUGGGCUUCUCCUCCCCGGGCAAGGAGCUGGACUACCUCUGCUGGGGCAAGAGGAGGCGUGGAAGGAAGAGGGGCGGCUGGCCCGACGACAAGUGGGAUGGCGUUGGGCCGAUCCCAGGUUUCUCCCAGUCCCUGAGGGGAGCAGAGCUGCUGUGGCACCCGAUGGUGGUGAAGCCGUACCUCAACCUGCUGGCCGAGAGCUCCAAUCCCGCCACGCUGGAGGGCGCUGCCGGGUCUCUGCAAAACCUCUCCGCUGGAAACUGGAAGUUCUCAGCCUACAUCCGAGCAGCGGUGCGUAAAGAGAAAGGUCUGCCCAUUCUGGUGGAGCUGCUGAGGAUGGACAACGACCGGGUCGUCUGCUCCGUCGCCACUGCUCUCCGCAACAUGGCGCUGGAUAGUCGCAACAAGGAGCUGAUAGGAAAGUACGCCAUGCGGGACCUGGUGAACCGGCUGCCCGGCAGCAGUCCGUCUGUGCUGUCAGACGAUACGGUGGCAUCGGUCUGCUGCACGCUGCACGAGGUCACCAGCCGCAACAUGGAGAAUGCCAAAGCUUUAGCCGACAGCGGCGGCAUCGAGAAGCUGGUGGACAUCAGCAAAGGACGAGGGAAAGGGUACUCAAUGAAGGUUGUGAAGGCAGCAGCUCAGGUGUUGAACACACUGUGGCAGUACAGAGAGCUGAGGAGCCUCUACAAACAGGACGGCUGGAACUACACCCACUUCGUCACUCCCGUCUCCACACUGGAGCGAGACCGCUACCUUUCACAGCCGACCCUGCCCACCAGUCCGCUGCAGAUGUCCCCCGUCAUCCAAUCAGGUGGUAGUGCAACAUCCUCGCCCGCGAUGCUCGGGAUAAGAAGACACAGUACAAACUAUCAGAGGGCACAGUCAUCUAUGCAACUCGACACAUAUUAUGGAGACAACAGUUUACACAAACGGCAGUACACAGGGUCUGAGAAGAAAACUCCAUAUUUCAUCGGGACAUAUUCUUCCCAGUCAGGGGAGGAUUUGAGAAGGUCGCAGCACACAGAGCCAUUUUACGACGAACCCGACAGGAAGAACUACAACAGCUACAGAAUGUACCUGUCGUCCCCACAAGGCUACGGAGAGGAGCAAUACGAGGACGAACCGGUCCACCUGACCCCAUCCUCCCCUGAUGGCUACGCUAGUCAGUCGCUCCGAUUCAAAGCCAACACCAACUACGUGGACUUCUACUCCACCACACGGAGGCCUUCAAACAGGGCGAACAAGUUCACCGGCUCCCCCGACUCCUGGGUGUAAAAACAAAACGGACACCGUGCGUGUUGAUCUUCACCGUUUUGGCCGUCUGUUUUCCGUGGGUGUUUGUGUGUUGGGAGUACACGUGGGUGGGUGCGCUGUACGGUUGUGUGAAAGGUUAAGGAUGCAUGUGAAUGUGUGUGCAUCUGUGUUGAAACUGUACUGAAUGACCAGGGCUCGGUUUGCUUCAAGCAGUUUCUGACUAAGUUGUGCGUAAUAAUGCAGAUAAACAUGAACCAUUCCUUUAUUUUUGACCUUCCUUCAGCACUAAAGAAACAAUGUCUCGUUGUGGUAUGAACCAGUUUAAAGCUUAAAUUAUGAGCUAAGCUUUGCUGACCUUUGUAGACCAAACAAUAAAUUGAUUCAUUAAGAAAAUAAUCAUCAAAUCACUUAAUAAUGGUAAUAUUUUGUUGGACCUCUUGGUCAAGUUAGUAACUUUUGAGAAUAUUGGUGCUCUCCUUUUUGUACAGUUUCUCUGUAAAUAGCAAACAGUUGCUUUAAAGUACCAGUGUGUAGGAUUUAGUGACAUCUAGUGAUAUAGUUGCUGAUUGCAACCCCGUCACCUCACCCUCUUCGUCCUAGCAUGAAGGAGAAACUACGAUGACUGCAAAAAAAGGUGAAGACCUGCAGCAUCUGUUGAUAUAAAAGACUUAUUCUAAGGCAUCGAAAACAUAAAAAUUCUUAUUUUUAGGUGAUUAUACACCAAUGAAAACAUAACUAUGUGUAUUAUAUUCAAUUUCUGCCGUAUUCUGUAAACAGGGAGACAGAGCCAGCUAAAUCUUACACACUGGACUACUUUCAAGCUUCUGGGUAAGUUAAGCAGUUUUUGACCACUAAGGGGCUGAAAGACUCCGAACUUUAGAACCAUGACAUACUGUAAAUAAAUCAGUUUGACAAGUUUUUAUAGCUGAAAAAAUCUGACGACAGAGACUCUGUAAUGCAUCAUGUAGAAAGUGCAACAUGGGCAUCCCAUUGGAGUCAUCUUACAUGUCUAAUUAAGCUCGAUCCUGACUGAUUGAGAAAAUAAUUGGCUUUUUUAAAAUUUGUUUUCCACUUAUGUUUGUAAUCUUCCACUGAACAUCAAUUGUGUGGAACGAUGAAGAGACCCAGCCCCAUAUUCAUAUAUGUUUUUCCAUCUUUCAUAGGUGGUUUGAUUGGUGCUCUUUGAGGGGCAAACUGGCACCACUGACUGUUUAUCUCAAUACACCCAACUCCUAAUAUUCUCAUAGCAGCUGUGACUAUAAUUUCACAUUAAUUAGCAUUUUCUUUUGCUGAUUUUAUGGAAAUUUUGUUCAAAUUCGUGCUAAACUUGACUCAGUGGGUUGUUGUCUCGGACAGUAGAGUUGUAGAUCGCAGGCUCUGUUGCACGAUGGUUGUUCACACCUGGACUCAAGAGUCUAACAACUCACACCUGACACCCAUUAGACUAACGAACCCCAUGUGACCUUAACGACUCUUGGGGUGUGAACAACCCUCUUGAGUCUUUUCACUUCUUGGCACUUCUUGGUAAGAGGCUCAAACAUUUCAGUAUGAAAAGAUUAGAAAAAUAUAAAAAAUUCCAAUUUGGACAUAUUGAAUGAAACAUAGGCAACAUUUUCAACUUUAUCUGCAUUAUUCUGAAAACAAACGUAUCAUCUUUUCUGUCAAAGAUAGCUUAGUCAAAAGUUGCUUUUUGACAAAAACCCAGCCCUGACCUAGUUGUUUACCAGAGUGUUUAAGGUCAACUGAUUUCAUUUCCCUCUGCAGUAAAAGUGUGCAGUGUGUUGUUGGCUUUAUGAUAUAAAUAUUGUUCGCCAGCAUCAUCAUGAACGUGAGAGAAAAGGAUCUUAUUGAACCUGAGGAUCCUGGGACAAAUAUUAUUUAGCGGUAAAUAAAACAACCACGCUACUCUUAACAGGACAGAAGUGGCUUUAAAAAUUGUUGUCAAAUAUUAUUUGACCCAGGUUUGGAGAAGAGAAACUAACCGAUGAGCGUCGUCACUCCCGGGAACCUUUAAAGACUCAGAGAACCAGGGUUACAUCUGUAACCUUUUGCUUUUCUGUAUGUUGGCCAAAAGUGCAGUAUAUCAUAAAGUAUGUGAAAUAUGUGACAAAAACAUGUGAAAAUCUAUUUGUACAGAUACAAUGGUUUAACUGUCCUGUUACAUUGUUGUAUUCAAUAUGUAGAACUUUAUAUGUGAUUGUGUGAAGAAGAUUUUUCUAUUAUUUAUUGAUUAUUUUUAUUAAUUUACUUGUGACCUGACCAAAAUACCCCCAUCUGUCUGUUUUGUCCAAAACUGAUGAUCAUGAUAAUGUGCAAUGUUACAGAGGGAAAUAUAUGUAUAGGGAUUAAAUAUUAUAUCAUGACAACGUACCUGAAAGUCUUGUCUUAUUUCGACAAGCAAGUGACAAAAAUGAAAGUUAAAUAGAUAUAUCUUUAUUAGCUUUAAUUGCAUCAGUUGUAGGUAUAUUCAGAGACAUGAAGCCACAGCCAAAAGAAACAAAGGAACUAAAAGACAUUUUAGCAAACUUAAAAUGUACAUCAUGAAGAGGUGUAUACAAAUAUCCUCAGUUUGUCCUCCCUGAGCAUGCCUUUAACACAAGCUCUAGUCCAUGCAGUUACAUUUGCUUAUUGGUCAUGUACGGUGUGACUUCAGCCGAACCUGCUCACUCAAAAAAAACAACAAAAAAACAGCCACAAUCGAAUGAUUAAACGUCAAAUAAAGAGGCUCAGAGUUCUGAUAUUCUUUGGCAACAUCUGGGGCAAUGAAAACAACAAAUCGCGACGCUCUGUUGCCUAAAAAGUUGCCCUUUGUAUCAUCGCUCUCAGCAACCAAACUUAUCAUCUGACGUAAUAUUGUGCAA
Messenger RNA from Larimichthys crocea (large yellow croaker), 6878 nucleotides. Its product is annotated as plakophilin-4. Gene Ontology annotation, molecular function: protein binding. Bases 562 to 4038 code for a protein of 1158 amino acids. Gene Ontology annotation, cellular component: cytoplasm; adherens junction; plasma membrane. The transcript is spliced from 22 exons. The record is from RefSeq and is a predicted model, not a curated record. Lineage: Eukaryota; Metazoa; Chordata; Actinopteri; Sciaenidae. Gene Ontology annotation, biological process: cell-cell adhesion.